This is a messenger RNA of Acanthochromis polyacanthus (spiny chromis), 922 nucleotides long. RefSeq names its product glia maturation factor, gamma (gene gmfg). Gene Ontology annotation, molecular function: actin binding; Arp2/3 complex binding. NCBI's taxonomy places the organism in Eukaryota, Metazoa, Chordata, Actinopteri, Pomacentridae. The coding region runs from base 376 to 804 and encodes 142 amino acids. The transcript has 8 exons. The record is from RefSeq and is a predicted model, not a curated record. Gene Ontology annotation, biological process: actin filament debranching; negative regulation of Arp2/3 complex-mediated actin nucleation. Gene Ontology annotation, cellular component: actin cortical patch.
UUCUCCGCUUGGUACUUCAGUCUUAGCGGUGCAAACAGUAACGUUAAAACCCAAUUUUAAUCGACAACAGGUUGUAGCUGGAUAACAGGAUAAAGUUAUGUGAGUGGCGGUUUACAGUAAACGGACUCAAAAGGCAUUGCAAGUCUGUCAGUCUGCUCCAUACAGCCCACAGCGGAGCUUGCACACUGGUGUCAUCUUGUGUCGGUGAAAAGAGGAAGCGGUACUGAUGCAUGAACUCGCUGUGUGUCGGCCCUCUCCGUGCCAUCUAAAGGAAGAUCUCUUGACAGUCUGAGAGCAACUGUCAGUUUGUCGCAAACUGUUUCAGGAAGACGGUGUCACCCUGAAGACACAAAGGCAGAAAAGGAUCCUUUGAGAAUGUCAAGCUCACUGGUCGUGUGUGAAGUGGAUGAAAGUUUGAAAGAGAAGCUGAAAAAGUUUAGAUUUCGAAAAGAGACCAACAAUGCUGCCAUUCUGAUGAAAAUAGACAUGGAGAAACAGCUUGUUAUCCUCGAGGAGGAAUAUGAGGACAUCUCACUGGAUGCAUUGAGAGAAGAACUUCCAGAGCGACAACCCAGGUUCAUUGUCUACAGCUACAAAUACGUCCACGCUGAUGGGAGAGUGUCUUACCCUCUGUGCUUCAUAUUCUCCAGUCCCAUGGGGUGCAAGCCAGAGCAGCAGAUGAUGUAUGCAGGCAGCAAGAAUCGACUGGUCCAAGCUGCAGAGCUCACAAAGGUCUUUGAGACAAGAAAUGCUGAUGAUUUGACAGAAGAAUGGCUGAAGAACCAGCUGGCAUUUUUUCGCUGAAUAUGUAUUGCCUAUAUCUCCAGUACUAUAAUGUACAGUGAUUUUUGUUUGUGAAACAUGACUGUCAAUUUAAUUUCCAGUUAUCGUGUGUUUUAUUAUUAAUAAAUGAUUUACUGCA